UUUUUUUUUCCGGAGUGAGAAUGCCUGAGGCUGGCUGGACUGUGCUGGCACGGGCGGUCAUUCGAGCGCAGGCUGCGUUGGUCACGACGAGCACGGCGACACUGCUGCUGCUGUUGCUGCCUACCGCGAGUCCAUCGAGCUGCUGUCGUCGCCAGACCUCGCCACGCCAACAUUGCUCAGCCAAGCACAGCGGGAUCAAUUGCAAGCCAAGAUGCAGUUGUACCAAGACCGGAUUGCCCAGAUUGAGGCCGCGCGAUUGGCUGCCAAUACGUCCAACUUGUAUGGUGGAUCGAGCUCUGGCAUGAGCGGCGUUGCGAGCGGUGGCAGCCCACUCUCGUUGACUGGAUUCUCAGCGAGCCCCAUUGGCAGCGGACCCGUCGUCAACGACGAGACUUCGUUCUUCUCGUUGGACUUUCUGCUCGACUCGAUUCCAAAAGGCUCGUCACCCGACCCGCCGCCGCCGUCUCCGUUUCAUCGACCAUAUUGGCUGAUGAGGGUCCUGCUGCGCACCAUGACGACCGGUGGUUAUUUGACCCCGAAGCUCUACGUGCCACGUCAGGUGUGGUUCCAAACAGGUCUCAAGCUAACCAGUGUGUCGUCCAAGUUUAUGAGUUGCGACACGGCGCUCAUUUACCUGUUGAAGAUGGACAAGGAGAAUGUGAAGGACCGAGGCAGCUGGAACAAGCUUGAUAAGGAUCUCGACGAACUGUGCACGAUUCUGGCCAAGGUUCAAAACAACCUCUCGCGCAAGUUGCCCUUCAUUCCAGAAUCGGAUUUGAGUAUUGAAGGCAGCAAACAACAAGGCGUUGUUGCAAAGGGCCUUGGCAGCAUGAUGGAUGGUGUCGUGAAAUCGGUCUCGCGGGCAAAGCACAACAUUCUGAAGGAAAAGAUUGCAGACGACACAAAAUACAUUGACACGGUCAUCCGGCUAUUCGAGAAGGCGAGCUUCUUGGAAGACUGGCUGACUUUCUUUGAGGGGCAAGAGAACGAGCCAACAGCCGAGUCUAUUCUGAACAAGCUCAAGCGCCUGGGCGACUUUCUGUACUUUGUGGUUUGCGCCUUUGUCAUUCGUGACUUUGACAUUUUGCUCCAGCGGUACAUGAAAAAGCUGCGAACGUCCUUCCUUGAGUUUGAGUAGUCCUUUGGUAUGUUUUUGGUCUUGUUGCUUAAUGUUGGGAUGCCGGAUUCGACGAGUGUGCAGUUUUCAUUUCCAUUUUUUUCUUCUCUUUGUCUGUUUGUGAAUCUCUUUUGUUCUGAAUUGUGUAUCAAUCAACAUUUUUUAGUUGUGC
Messenger RNA from Capsaspora owczarzaki ATCC 30864, 1289 nucleotides. RefSeq lists its product as hypothetical. Bases 212 to 1138 code for a protein of 308 amino acids. The transcript is spliced from 7 exons. The record is from RefSeq and is a predicted model, not a curated record. Lineage: Eukaryota; Filasterea; Ministeriida; Capsasporidae.